Molecule: messenger RNA, 7838 nt
Organism: Eublepharis macularius
Lineage: Eukaryota; Metazoa; Chordata; Lepidosauria; Squamata; Eublepharidae
Gene: BBX
Product: BBX high mobility group box domain containing
Exons: 16
Coding region: 155-2734 (859 amino acids)
Biological process (GO): regulation of transcription by RNA polymerase II
Cellular component (GO): nucleus
Molecular function (GO): DNA-binding transcription factor activity, RNA polymerase II-specific; RNA polymerase II transcription regulatory region sequence-specific DNA binding
Source: RefSeq, a predicted model, not a curated record
GGAGGCAGGAAAACAACCGCCCAGCCCCCGCGCGUGUGUCUUGACAGGGGCCGCCAGAAGCGAAACUUCAUUGUCACUAUCACAUGACAAAGGGUUGGAGACAGCUUCAUUUUCUUCUGCCUGUAAUUUCCAUUUGCCUUCCUUGGUCACAGUAAUGAAAGGCAGCAAUAGGAAUAAAGAUCAUUCAACAGACAGAGAAGGGACUGGAAAACGACCAAAGAGGAAGUGUCUUCAGUGGCAUCCACUACUUGCAAAGAAAAUCCUCGAUUUUUCUGAAGAGGAGGAGGAGGAAGAGGACGAAGAAGAUAUUGAUAAGGAGCAUCUUCUUGGUGCUGAUGGUCUAGAGCACGAUGCUGAUGAAACAGAAGAUGAGGAAUCUUCAGAGCAGCGAGCUCGCAGGCCAAUGAAUGCAUUCCUUUUGUUUUGUAAGCGUCACCGCUCCCUUGUACGGCAAGAACACCCCCGUCUGGACAAUCGUGGUGCUACCAAAAUACUGGCAGAUUGGUGGUCUGUUCUAGACCCAAAAGAAAAGCAGAAAUACACUGAUAUGGCCAAGGAGUACAAGGAUGCAUUUAUGAAAGCAAAUCCUGGCUAUAAGUGGUGCCCACCUACAAACAAACCUGUGAAAAGUCAGUCAUCCACUGUUACUAACCGGAAAAAGCUGUGGGCUUUCCCAUCAGAACCUGGAAAAGAUUUGCCAAUUCCCAAAAAGUUGGUGAAGACUGAAGAAAUGCCUCAGCUGAACUUUGCAAUGGCAGAUCCUACACAAAUGGGAGGCCUCAGUAUGCUACUGUUAGCAGGAGAACAUGCCUUGACUGCACAAGAGGUUUCCUCAAGUACCUGCCAUUCUGAUGUAUCAAACUCUACCGAAGGAUGUCUGAAGUCACCAUUGUUUCAGUUUGCUGAGAUCUCUUCAAGCCCAUCACAACCAGAUGUCCCUGCAGAUGCAAAAGAAAGUGACAAUUCCACACUAUUUCAGUUUUCUGAGUUGGGGAAUUCUGAACCUGUAAAGCGCUGUAGGAAAUCGGCACUCUUCCAGUUGGCAGAGAUUUCAUCAAGUACAUCCCAUUCAGGUCCUUCUGAAUUAACAAAGCAGUGUGGGACAUCAGCAUUGUUUCAGUUGGCAGAGAUGUGCCUUGCAUCAGAGGAAGUAAAAAUACAGGAACCUGGAAAAGCAAAACUAGAAGCUUCCAAGAUUAUCAAAGCAUUGGAAGCUACUGAGGAGAUGAAAGAUGAAGAUCCAGAGAAGGCAAAAGUAAAAAUUGAAAAAUCUCAGAAAGCAAGGGCCCAAGAACUCGAAAAGACAAAGACUGGAGUGUUAGAGAAGGUGGCAAAAUGUACUUACGUUGCAGGUGCUACUUUGGACAGUACAGCUUUAAGUGGACCUAAUAACACAAAGGCAGAGGACCUUGCAUGCCAUUCCCAAGAGCUAACAAUGGCCAGCAUCAGCACCUUAGAAUUAAGCAAACCCGAGAAGUUAAAAAAGAAGAAGAAGAAAAAUAAGUUGGACCGGCAAUCUCUUGAAAAAUGUACCCCUAAGAAGGCUUGCAAAAAGAGGCAGUCUUCUGAGUCGGACAUUGAGAGUGUAAUUUACACCAUCGAAGCAGUUGCAAAAGGGGACUGGGGUGCAGAGAGACUUCUAGAAGGUCCCCGCAAGAAGGUUCGCCCAUCCUCAACUGUGAAGGGGAAUUUCUUCAACAUAAAGUCACCAAAGAAAAAAGUGAAGUCGAAAGAGAAAAGAGCUCUAAAGGAAAAAUGCAUAGAGACCACCAAAGAAUCAAAGCCUCCUGAUAUUUUUGACAUUACAGAUAACAAGAACCUGCAGCAUGAGGUACCUGAAAGCAUAAAAUUGGAACCUCUGACCCCAACAGAGGAGAUGAUACCACCCAGUUUGCCAGAGCAGGUCAAAAUCGAGGACAGUGACUGUAGCAAAAAAACAGAGAUCUGCGGCUCAAGAAAAUCUGAAAGAGCUUGCAAAGGCGCUUUAUACAAAACGCUGGUGUCAGAGGGCAUGCUUACAUCCCUGCGUGCCAAUGUUGACAGAGGGAAACGAAGCUCAGGAAAAGGUGGCAACUCUGAUCACGAAGGAUGCUGGAAUGAAGAAAAUUGGGCAUAUUCCCCAGGUGGGACAAGUGGAAACAAGAAGCUUAAAAAACCUAAACCAAAGGAAGAAAUGGUUUUAGGCUUAGCAAAGCUGGAAGAGGAAUUUGAGAAAAAAUUCAAUAGCCUUCCUCAAUACAGUCCAGUCUCAUUUGACCGGAAAAGUGCAUCUGUACCAAGAAAAAAGAAGAAGGUUGGUAACUGCUCAGCAGAUCAGCCAAAAUCUAACAAAGAGUUGGCGAUUAUGCAAGAACCCUUGGUUGGCAGCCAGAAGAGAAAAGCGAGGAAAACCAAGAUCACACAUCUGGUCCGGACUGCAGAUGGCAGAGUCUCACCAGCAGGAGGAGUUUUAGAAGAGAAACCAAAGGAACAACUGCAGGAUGGUUUUCAGAAAACAUCAAAUACAGGGACAGACUGCAGUGAAGAACCCUUACAAAACACUGGAUCAGAAGAAGGUCAUAGUAUUACACCAGACAUGCCAUCGGUAUCUGCAUUCUUUAGCCUAGCUGCUCUGGCAGAGGUAGCAGCAAUGGAAAAUGCACACAGGACUCCAAGGACGGCACCACUCCCACGUGAUGGACAGCCAAAAGAAAUGUCUCAGGCUCCAGUGCUUAUUUCCUGUGCUGACCAGUGAAGCUCUGCCCUAUUGUAAAACGUGCUUUACCUAAUAUCCUAGCCUUGUCUUUACCAAUGGAUGUUAGUCAGUCCAUGUGUUGGAGGAACCCAUAGACUGAAAAUGAGUGGUUUGUGUUCAGUAUGGCACAGAUUUCACUUACAGCCUGGGCCAGUGCUCCCCCGGUUUGGGGCCCAGAAUCUACUAUAAGAGUGAUGUUAUUUCUCUGUUAAGGAACAGAAAUGAAAAGAUCCUGGAGCGUUGCUUUCUACUGAAGGUUUUUAAAAUGGUAUGUGCAUAGUUACACAGAGAAGGCAAACUUUACUGUUGCUCACACAGCAUCUGUUCUGCCUACAAGAGUAGGGAAAGCAGUUUCAUAUAAUAACUAGCUACUCUAAACAAAAAACAAAAAAGGAGAAAAAACUGAUGCACUGCACUAGUUACUAGAUAUUCUUAGUCCUUUUUGUACAUGAAGAUUUAAGUUCUGAAGAUGGUUUAUAUUAUAGGUUAUGCGUACAUUUAUAUUUUAGAGUGAAUUUAAGAAUCUGUUUGGGAGAAUCCAAGAAAGCGUGGGCAGGUAUACCAUUGUUGGUGGUGGAUGCGCGGCCAUAUGGUCCAGAUGUUCUGCACUUUUGUAUUUGCCACCAGGGUGGUAGAGUUUUUUGGCAAAAAAAAAUAUUGACAGGCUGUAUUUUGCUUGAUUUUUUAAUUAAGCGUAGAAUAAUGAGGAUGAUUUUCAUUUGGAGCAAAGGUUUCACAUAUUGAUAAGAACAAUAUUGCAGAUUACAGAUUUGUCUUUCAUGCCUUGGGUGGUUCAUUUAUUUUUGGAUAAAAGUCUAAAUUGACUGUGUGGAAGCUAAAGCAGUGAAGCAGGAAAAAAAUACUAUACAUUGUUCAGAAGUGACCUUAGUAUUACUUCACUCUUUUGAAAAAUCUUUUCAAAUGACAUACAUACUGAUGUAAAUAUUUUACAGACACUGGAAUUGUCAUAAUUACUAUGCACAGUCUAAAUUGGCUUCAUAGGUUAUAUGAGGUGCCAAUGUUCAUUUGGAAUGGUAAAGUGCUGAGUAAGUAAGCAACAACUGAGGGAAUGACGUCACUGAAUUUAGGCUGUCAAACUGCUCACUUUUCAGUUCAUAUUCUUUCUCUUUAUUAUAUAAUGUAUCUUAUUCCUAUACAUACAUCUCAUGCCAGGGCAGAGUCCAGGUUUUUUAAAAACGUUUUCUUUCAGUUUCUUAACCACUUUGCUUAUACCAGUUGCCUAUGAUUCAGCAGCACACACGGUCAACCGUGGCUGCAUGUGGAAGUCCUGCUAACCAGUUGUUUUGCAGGAAAGAGUGGACAACACUGAAUCCACCCCAUUUGCCCUCUCGAAAAGCCAGUUUGCAACAUUUUCACGUUUCGGGAACCUGUCUGCCUCUGCAGCCCCAGAUGUAGGACCAGAGAGGGGAACUGUGUAUGACGGCACCAUAUGCACACAGAGUUACCCAUCCAUCUAGGCAUACUCAUGUGGAUGCAUAAGCUUCCACACACAUCUGGGCAAUUUUGUUUCCUAGCAGCAAAAGUUAAUUCUUAUUAGAAUUUUGACAUGAAGCUACAUUUUCAACACAGGGUACUUCUUCCACAGCACAAGUUGUUUCUCUUAUAUGUUUUGCAGCCUAGCACAAAGACUUAACCAAAUGCUAUUGACCAGACCCCAGCAAUAAUUUUCUAUGAAGUCGUCUUACUCUCCGGUGGAAUUUUGUGAUAGUGUUAAGUUCAGUGAGACCCUCUUUUUAUUAAUUUGGUCUCUAAAUGAUGAAAGUUUACACAAUUUUAUCAGGCUUUCUUAAUUUAUACUUGACAGAGUUGAUAAAGGAUAAGUUUAGGGUUUUUUUGUAAUUGGAUUUAAUAGCCAUAUGAAAAGUGACUCUUAAAAAGUGCUUGGCUUAGCCUUUAAUUGUUGUAUCCAAUGUAUGUCAUUCACUAUCAGAAAUAACCUCAAAGAGAUCACACAAAUUGUAACAAGUGAUGAUUAAAAGGAAUGUGUCAGUUUGGCCCCACGUAAAAAUCAGAGACUCCCUCAAAGAUACAAAUGUUAAAGAGGUGGGAGAAGGAAGAGCCCAACUUCAACAAGAAAUAAAAAAGUUAAAUGCUUUUUAGAAAAUUCAGGUAGAAGAAUCUUCCUUAUGCCAUUGGACCAUGUGGCAUCAUUUUUAAUGGUUAGAUUUUGUUAAUGUUUUCUAAAUUAUUUUACCAAAAUAAAAUGCUGCCAUCAUGCCAAACUGCUGGACAUAAUAUUGUGGUGAUCUUGGGAAGUGUGAGGCCAUGAUGUACUAACUAUGGUUCAAACACUGUAAGUAGCUGAAAUCCAAAUAUAUUAUUGUGCAGCCUCUUCAUCUUGGCCGUGGUACCAACAUACAGACUAUUGAAUCCAUUAGAAUAAAUGUAUUUCUGCUGAAGUACCAUCAUCCUUCUGCCAUUUAAAUUUCAAUGAUGUUCCUAAAAUAUUUGUUUAUAUGAAUGGUACCUUUAUAAGAGAAGCAUAAAACUAGUUUUUUCUAUGUGGAUUAAUACCUUGAUUAUCUUUCCUAAACCUCAUUGACUAUCCCUUAGACAGGGGACUGGAUUGGGUCAAUUUAUUAAAUAUGAGUGUUUUCUGAUUAUUAUAAACCUUUCUGUAGAUAUGCUUAAUUUUUAAGCGAUUAGACACUGAGUGUAGCAGAAAUCCUGCAAAGCUUUAUAGUUCAUUAGGGACAAAAUAUGCCUGGAAGUUUUCCUGUAAGAGCCCCAUUGAAAUGAGCUUCCAUUCACUUCAGUGGGAGUUCUUGCAGGAAAACUCUAGGGGGAUUGUGUCCUGUGGCUUUUUUUUUUUCUCUUAAUUAUGUCUUGAUUUCAAUGAUUUGCUGUAAGAAUGGGGGUAUCUUAUUUCAGGGUAGGGGAAAAAACAGCACAAGAAAUUUUUGAAACAAUAAUUUACUGUUUUAUUUCCAGUUUUUCACUAUUUCAUUUUUUAAAUCAAUCUAUUUCAUUUUUUAAAUCAAUCUCGGGCAUGUAUUUUUGCAUACUAGCCAAUGUCACUCAUCAACUUGUGUCCAUCCACUUGUGUCAUCUAGAGACAGAAAUGUUGCACCUUACUUAUAUUUCAGAUGAACCAAAAUAUAAUGUUCUCUACUUGGUGUUUUUAUUCCAGUACUGUUCACCAAACUCAUUCUAACCUAACAAAAGCGACCAGUAUUUAUGCAGUUAUGUAUAUUCUCUAGAAUUCAACCUGUGUACAUCUUUUUUUACAACAAUUUUGAAUAAGAUAAACAACUUAACCUUAUCCUUGUGGUUUCCUAAAGUCAGGAUGUAUUUUUCGCGUAUAAAACUUAGCACUAUCCCAUUCUCUUUGUUUUUGUCUAUUUAUUUAGUGAUCUUUUGAUAUUUCAUAUAGUUUUGAGGUAUAUGCAUAGCAUCUGAUGCUACAAACAUAGAAUCAGCCAGGAAAAGGAUAGUGUAGUGUCAUUUUCAUGUAAUUGUGUUAGUACUGUAUUAUCAGAUGGGUGGAAGGGGAGUUCUAUAAAGUAUUUAACAUGUACAUUUAAUUUUGAUUCUCCUUUUAGGGUGUUUUUUUCAGAUACGACCAAAACUGAUGUAAAAUUUUAUGGAGCUUAUAUUAUGCUGUUGUAACAGUAUUUUCCCCUCCUGGAUUGUAUUGUGAUUCCAGAAAUAGGAUAUAUUUAUUUGAAAAGAUAUAGUGUGCUUUUAUACUAAUAUGAUAUCCCAAAGUUAUGAUAAAAGAACCUUUUCUUUGACUCUGUUUCUAGCUUAUAGUUCAAUCCAUGAUUUUCAGAAUUGACUUGAAGUGUGGUAGAGAUGGGAUAAACAGCAGAGGAUAUACUUGCCUAUAAGUUCUGUAUUUACUUGGCAGUGGAAUUUGCUACUUUUUAUAAAUAGCUUAACUAGUCACUCGAUAGUCUCUGGCUUUGCAUAUUCACUUGCAAACCCACAAAAGUUGUACAUUGCACCACAACAAGGGGAACAAUUGGUACAUUAUGCUUAGGUUUGGUUUUUUAAUGGUGUAUCCCUCAGGAGGGAUUCAGGCUUUGUUAAAAUAAAAUACAUGAUGAAUAAAAUACAUGGUCCAUAGCUAGAGAUCUACAAAAAUAGUUCUGGUGUUGCUGUUCCCAGCCACACAGCAGGUGGAACAAAGGGAAUAUAUACAUUGAUUUUAUACAUAUAGAUAGAAGAUUGCUAAACACAGUAGAAUGUACUGCUACUGUAUUUGCAGGUAUCUGAACUGGGGCCAGAACUGCAUGUGCAAUUCAAGCUUCUAGAAUGGAAGUAAUCCUUGCACAUGGUAUAUGUUAUUAAGAUAGAGUACAACCUGGCUUUUUAAGUGAAGCAUGGUUUUUCUUCAACGUGAAAUUAGAACAGGAUACAAAAUUUUUGUUCCUGUAACUAUUGUGGCAGCACAGUCCAUUUCACAUUGAGCCCCUUCAAGCAACUACAUAGCCUGAAUUCUCUUUUGAAAUCAUCAUUUGGCAAAUUAAACUGGUUGUCUGAAUCCACCCUUAGUUGGGAAUAUUACCGUGAAAGUAUUUACUUUCAGGAGUGCUCCUUGGUUAUUGAUUAUAUAAAGGUUAGUAUGCUGAAGAAAAUGGAAGGGAAUUGUGAAUAAGUAGGGAAUCAAAGUAAAUAAAGGGCAGUAUUCCAGCUUGAUGUCAGAAAGGAGGGAAGGAGUAUAAUUUUUUUAAUUCUCUGAAGAGCAAAAUGUGGUGACUAUAAUGAUAGUUGGAUUUGCAUUUUACUAUUGUAUAUUUAUGCCUCUCAUCUACACUCUGUUUUGCAACUAAUUCUAAUAAUGCUACCUCUAUUAAAGGCUACUGUAGUUGACUUCAGUUUGCUUUCAAGAUUCAUCAUGCACUCUUUUCAAGCUAGGGAUCUCUGUUUUCAGUUACAGUUUUAUUUUCUUAAAAAUGUGGUUUUGUAGAGGGAACAAUGUAAAUCGGAAAACAGCUACCUACCAUUAUUCAUACAGUUUGGUACUGCUAUGUGUAGCACUUGUAUGACUUUUGUUGAGGCAUCAUAAUUUUCCUUCCUGUUCUGUAAAUAAGUCUAUUUGUAACUAAAAAGAAAUGCUGCAAUCCAGUAAACCGCAUCC